Molecule: messenger RNA, 3179 nt
Organism: Soboliphyme baturini
Lineage: Eukaryota; Metazoa; Nematoda; Enoplea; Dioctophymatida; Soboliphymatidae
Source: the annotation of a GenBank genome assembly
AUGGACAAAACAGUAACCAAGGCAGCAGCGAUUUCUUCAGCUAUGCUGACCAGGAAGCAGAGCUUCAAGGGAAGAGAGUCGUUUGGAAUCGACUACUUCACCGAGAAAGAAAAGGAAUCAACGGAUAUUCGCUGGUACAACCGCCAGAUCCCGCUACACGUCAUAUCGUUGUUUUGCUUCCUCAGCCUGAUGUCCAUCAGCCUGAACACGCCGGUGACAUUUCGUGAUUACAAAUUCCUUCGGUUCGUCACGUAUGGUGUAGACGUUGUGGCGACACUGAUCUUUACGCUGGAGGCCGCGGUAAAAAUGCAGCAUCGAGGAAUUCUGAGGCGUUCUACUGAAAUGCACAUUAAGGACAGCCGGAGUUACUUGCACGACCGAUGGUGCCAAUUUGACUUCAUAAUGCUGAUUUCACAUUGGAUCUCCAUAGCAACUCAGGCAGUCGAUUUGGUGCCGUUCAUCAUUCACGGCCCAUCGUACGAAUACGAUGACGAAAACUAUCCGUCGAUCAAAUGGCUUGGCAUCCUUCGUUCCCCAAGACCACUGAUCAUGGUGCGCCUGAUACGUUCACUGCUCAAAAUCCAAUUGCCAAAAAAUCGGAUCAAUCAGAUAUUCAAGUAUUAUUUAUACCGUUUUGCAUAUUUAACUUUUCGCGUGAACGUGUUUAGACGGUCGAGUCAACAAGUGUACAAUGUUACCAUAUUCUUCCUGUUCUUCAUGUCUCUGUAUGGAAUUCUAGGCGUUCAGUUUUUUGGAAGGAUGGACUACCACUGCGUCAGAAACGGCACCGACCCAAAUGCACAACCACUCACUCGACAUCCAGUUCUUGGCAUUCUGCCGCAUACAAAUGUCUUCAUCGCUGUUAUAACAGAAACGUUUGCUGAAAUCCGAGUUCAAUUUUCGCAGAUGUGGGGUAACCGAGAGGUCCUGACCGAAGCAGAGAUCACCCAAGUGCUUGAAAAGGGUGCAGACGGGUGGAAAUUCAUCGCCAUGAACGCAAGCAAGACGAAAGGAUGGGCUCCAAAAAUCUGCCAAAACUUCUACUCCAGCAACAUCUUCCAAAUCAUAAUUAUGGUACUUGUGCUGUCGAACGCCCUAAUCAAUGCGAGCUUUAUUCACAGACACGACGGCUCAGAUGUCAAAAGAAGCGAAAUUUACUAUUAUAUCGAGUGCAGUUUCACGUUGGCGUUCGACCUGGAGUGUCUAUUCAAAAUUUGGUGUCUGGGGUGGAUUGGCUACAUCAGGCGUGGACUGCACAAGUUUGAGUUCAUUCUGUGCCUUGGAAGCACCCUCAGUAUCAUCAAGCCCUUGCACGACAUGAAAGUCUUCACCUAUUUUCAGAUAUUUGGGCCUGGCAAGAAACUCGGUGGCCUAGUGUUGUUUACCAUGGCGCUAUUAUUAAUCACUUCAAGCAUUUCUCUCCAGCUGUUCUGCUUCGUUCAUAAUUUGGACAAGUUUAGAACAUUACCAGACGCAAUAAUGGCCAUGUUCCAAAUUAUGACCCAGGAAGAAUGGACUGAAGUCGUCGUAGAAACAAUGAGGGCAGUUGGGGAAGCGCUGGCUCCUCUAGUGGCCAUAUAUUUUGUGACCUACCACCUGCUUGUCACAUUGAUUGUUCUCAGCCUUUUUGUCGCUGUUAUUUUGGACAACUUGGAAAUGGACGAAGAGCUGAAGAAAAUCAAGCAAAUGAAAGCAACCGAACACACAACCUCGUCGAGGACUAAACUUCCACUGAGGUUGCGGGUCUUCACUCGUUUUCCGAACUGUCCUCAAACCGUUGAAAUCAAACGUCUUCCUGGUGAAUUUCCGUUGCCAAAAAUACGCGACAGCUUUACGAAACAUUACGCGACUGACGAACAGGAAGAAAAGGAAGAGGAGGACAAAAGUAAACGCAAAUUAAAAUGUUGCAUUGAGGAUCAGAAGCUUACGGAAAAAAGCAAAGUUGAGACAAACUGGACACUUGUCGUCAACGAAAGGAGUCAGUUACGUACUGAGGUGAGUCGUUCGUUACACCUAGCGGACAAAGCCAGGGUAAUGCUCACCGACUCGUUGGGCAUCAUACCGUUGACAAAUCGAAUGGGUACCCAGAAAAGCUUCGGCUCUGAGAAAAGGAGGCAGAAAAGUUUACCUCAGCAGAAUCUAGUAGAAACUUUCCGAAUGAAACAGAUGUACAAUCACUUGAAAGAGAACGGUGAUCUCAUGGUGUCGGCAAAUAUGUCAGAAAAGAAGGACAAGACGCACAGUGAAAUUGACAUCAAAGCUAUUCAACAACGGAAACGCCAAGCGGAAAUGACCAGAAGCCGCCUUGAAGAAGAGAUGAAAGAAAACCACCCUCUGUUCGAUAAGCCCCUGUUCAUGCUCGACAGAGAAAACAGGAUUCGAAAAUUUUGCCAGUAUAUUGCGUACGCAAAUAACCUUCUGGGAUUGAUGACGUACCUGGAUUGGACAGUGUUCUUCGUGACAUGUGUGUCAUGUAUUUCGAUGCUGUUUGAGAAGCCAUGGCCCCUCGAGGGGACAAGCCUGCUGAUGAAUAAUGGAUAUCUUCAGAUUGCCGAAUACUGGUUCGUUAUUACGAUGACAUUUGAACUUGUGGUUAAAGUUCUGGCCAAUGGGCUGUUUUUCACACCAAAGGCCUUGAUACAUGACUUUGGAGGUGUUCUGAGCGUAUUCAUUUACACAACAAGUGUCAUAUUUCUGGUAUGGAUGCCAAAACAUGUGGCACCAAAUUCUGUCGCCCAGCUUUUCAUGAUAUUUCGAGCCGUGCGCCCUCUCAGACUCUAUACUUUGGUUCCUCACAUACGCCGAGUUGUAGUAGAGCUAUUUCGAGGAUUUCGGGAAAUUCUUCUGGUUACCGUAUUACUGAUCGUUCUUAUGUUCAUAUUUGCCAGUUAUGGAGUCCAGAUUGCUGGAGGAAAAUUGGCUACCUGCAAUGACUUCACCAUAAAGAACAGAGACGAAUGCACCGGGCAGGCUAAUCCUAGAAAUUUCAACUUCGACCAUAUCGGAAACGCCAUGUUAGCACUGUUUGAAAUUUUGUCAUUCAAAGGAUGGACGGUGGUGCGUGACGUAAUUUUAGAAAGGCUUGGAGCGGUAAGUAGCUGCACUGAUCGAUAUGAAAUUUUCGAAAUGAUCUUUCGGGAGGCAUGCUUUGUCCAGAGCAACAACGAAGUAAUGUGACA